Molecule: messenger RNA, 968 nt
Organism: Jatropha curcas
Lineage: Eukaryota; Viridiplantae; Streptophyta; Magnoliopsida; Malpighiales; Euphorbiaceae
Source: RefSeq, a predicted model, not a curated record
AUGGCCUCUAACUCCAUCGGAGCUCUGGUUCUUCUUAACUAUUUGAGGUCAUCAAAGGAAGCUGAAGAAGUUUCCAAAGAGAUCAAGACAUCUGGACGUGAGGCUCUUACUUUUAGGGGCAAUGUUUCAAAUCAAGAAGAUGUAGAAUCAAUGGUUAAAAGUGUUGUUGAUGCUUGGGGAACCAUUGAUGUGUUGAUAAAUAAUGCAGGAGUAGUACGUGAUGGAUUGCUGAUGUGAAUGAUGUCUCAAUGGCAAGAGGUUAUCGAUUUAAAUCUCACUGGAGUAUUUCUAUGCACUCAUGCUGCAACCAAAUUUAUGAUGAAAAAUAGAAAGGGAAGAAUAAUCAACAUAGCAUCUGUUGCUGGCCUGGUUGGCAAUGCUGGACAAGCCAAUUAUAGUGCUGCAAAAGCAGGAGUUAUUGGCUUCACAAAAAGCAUUGCAAAGGAAGAUGCCUGCAGAAAUAUCAAUGUUUCUUCUAAGGCUUUCUUCUCAACCUUAAUUUGCAUGGCGAUAUGGACGGCCGGAAGAAGUUGCUGGAAUAGUGGAAUACUUAUUAGCACUUCAUCGUUCUGCCAGUUACAUUACUGGACAGGUGUUUACCAUCGAUGGAGGAAUGGUUAUGUAAAUGAUUGAUAAUCAGGAAUCCCCUUUUUGGCGGCUACCUUACAAAGAGUUUGCAUCAAAAUUCUGGUUUCGAGUUCACUGUAUGUGCGAUUUAUUUUCCAGGGUAAUGCAUAGAUAUUAGAUUGUAUGUAUAGGAUUAGUUUAUAGCAGCAUCUAGAAAACAGAUAGCUUCAUUUAUGGUUUCUGUAUCAAGAAGGCGGUACUUGUCAGUUUUCUUCAGGAUUCCAUUAGGGUAAUGUCGGCUGGUCUCUUUUCUUUCUUUGACAUUCGAACGUUGAAUAAAUGUGAUUUAAACUGAAUAUGAUCUAAUUCCAACAAUAUGAAGAUCAGAGUUUCAUCAUUCA